Fomitiporia mediterranea MF3/22 is the source of this 1148-nucleotide messenger RNA. RefSeq names its product NAD-binding protein. The transcript has 6 exons. The record is from RefSeq and is a predicted model, not a curated record. The coding region runs from base 1 to 1080 and encodes 359 amino acids. NCBI's taxonomy places the organism in Eukaryota, Fungi, Basidiomycota, Agaricomycetes, Hymenochaetales, Hymenochaetaceae.
AUGACUACCAAGGUUCUCGUGCUUGGAGCAACGGGGUACAUAGGGGGUUCUGUCCUCGUGUCCCUUGUCAAGUCACAUCCCAAUGUGAAGUUCAGCACUGUCGUUCGAAUGUCCACAGCUGGUGCCCCAGACACAUUUGCUGCAUUUGCAAAGCAGUCAAAUAUCGACUUGGGGUCGAAUGCUACUACUCGCUCGUCUUCUGUUGCAGACAAGUUUCGUGCAAUCGGUGUCGAAACCGUUAUUGGAUCUCUUGACGACCUGGAGCUGGUUACAAGGCUCAGCGCUGAGUCCGAUAUCGUCAUCAAUGCUGCCGAUUGCGACAACGUCGACUUACUGAAUGCACUUCUGGAGGGCCAAAAGCGCCGGAAGGCACAGAGAAAACCCGCCGGAUCAAUUGUUCACACGAGCGGAGCUUUUAUUUUUGUGGAUAAUUCUGAAGAUGGAAAGUUCAAUGCGAAUGGAAAGCUUUGGACUGACUCUGAGGAAGAUAUUCGUGCUCUCACGACGUCGAUGCCACAUUGUCAGGUCGACGUACCAUUAAUGAAAGCUUCCGAAGCUGGAGUCGUCAACUCUUUCAUCAUCUGCCCGUCCGGUGUAUAUGGUACCUGCACAGGCCCAAUUGAGCGCGAUUCACUCAUAUUUCGAGCAGUCAUCCCCGACUAUUUGAGUCAGAAACGUGCCUAUUACGUUGGAGAAGGAACUAAUCGAUACGAAUGGGUACAUCUUGGAGACUUAGUUUCUUUGUUCGACAAAGUUUUCAAGCUUGCUCUCGAUGCUCUGUCGAGUCCGCCUGCGACUAGUCCUUACGAGCGGUAUUACAUAGCAAGUACUACACCCGUUCCAUGGAAAGACGUCUCGGAACGUCUUGCUCGCGAAUUGCACAAGAGGGGUUUUAUCGAGUCACCUAAACCUACUGUGAUUUCGCCUGAGGGUCUAUCAUUCCUUCCCCGCUUGUUAGCUUCGAGCUUGAACACUCGAGGUUUCCGAGGAGAAGAAAUAGGAUGGAAACCGAAACACAUUACAUUUUCGGAGGAAGCGUUUAAUGAACAGGUUGGAGUUACUUUGAAAUCCUUCAAGUAAUCGAAAAAUGUAGUACUUUGCAAUCAAGUAAGAGCAUUUGUGUAAGGAAGUAAUACAAUUUUCGGUUC